Messenger RNA from Paracoccidioides brasiliensis Pb18, 918 nucleotides. RefSeq lists its product as uncharacterized. Gene Ontology annotation, molecular function: zinc ion binding; RNA polymerase II cis-regulatory region sequence-specific DNA binding; DNA-binding transcription factor activity, RNA polymerase II-specific. The record is from RefSeq and is a predicted model, not a curated record. The transcript is spliced from 2 exons. Gene Ontology annotation, biological process: negative regulation of transcription by RNA polymerase II; positive regulation of transcription by RNA polymerase II. Bases 1 to 918 code for a protein of 305 amino acids.
AUGGUGACCACUAUGACUGACCAGAAACGUGCGCCAAUCCAGCCAGUGUGCCAAAAUUGCGGCACCUCCACUACGCCUCUCUGGAGGAGAGAUGAAGCGGGAUCGGUGCUGUGCAAUGCCUGUGGGCUCUUCCUCAAACUCCAUGGCCGUCCUCGUCCGAUAAGCUUGAAAACAGACGUUAUCAAAAGUCGGAAUCGCGUCAAAGCCUCCGGGCAGGGGCCAAAGCGAAAACCAAAUGUGGAUGUCAAUGGCCUAGCUGCGUCAAGAUCCGAAGCCGGUACUCCUCCUCUAGGAUCUCAUGGUCAUCAUCGUGUAUCGCGAAGGGGUUCCCCGGGUCCUUCAGAUCAGUCCAAUUCCCCGUUAUCCCGCACCAAUACACCAAACUUCCAGCGCCAUUUGAACAUCGAACCUCAACACAUGUUCGACAGCGUCGCCCUCUCACACCACCACACCUUCAACCCGUCCGCGACUGCCCUCCCAUCCCUUCAAAUGCACAAUCCGUCCCCCAGCUCAACCUCCUCCGCAAACGAUCGCCACCUAGAGUCCCCGCAGACCUACGAAGGUCUUCUAGCUGCAAACACCUCUCUAAAAACGCGUAUUAGCGAACUAGAGCUGAUCAACGAACUGUUCCGCGGCCGAGUUGCGGAAUUAGAACAAAGUGACGCCGCCGCAAGGAGAUCGGAGAUGAUCGUUCGAGAUUCCGAGUCGCGCCUCAACCAGUCACUGGAAGAGGCUCAGCGGCGCGAAGAGAGCCUGAAACGCAGAAUAGGCGAACUCGAGCGCGCGUUGAUUCACGGCGAUUUACUGCAGAGUGGUACAUCAGCGGGUAUUGAGCCGCAUGCGAAAAAAAUCCGCCUGUCUGAUGUUGUCGGUUAUAGCUCUGAUUCAGCCACCAAGACAUCCCCUCAAUCUCUCUAG